This is a messenger RNA of Rhipicephalus sanguineus (brown dog tick), 2210 nucleotides long. It is a transcript of the gene cn, whose product is annotated as kynurenine 3-monooxygenase. The coding region runs from base 11 to 1399 and encodes 462 amino acids. The record is from RefSeq and is a predicted model, not a curated record. Gene Ontology annotation, cellular component: mitochondrial outer membrane. NCBI's taxonomy places the organism in Eukaryota, Metazoa, Arthropoda, Arachnida, Ixodida, Ixodidae. The transcript is spliced from 14 exons. Gene Ontology annotation, biological process: quinolinate biosynthetic process; L-tryptophan catabolic process; NAD+ metabolic process. Gene Ontology annotation, molecular function: NAD(P)H oxidase H2O2-forming activity; FAD binding; kynurenine 3-monooxygenase activity.
GUCGUCACUCAUGGCUGCGACAGAGGAUUCGCUAGCGGUCGUCGGAGGAGGCUUGGUGGGAUCACUAUGUGCCUGCCUUCUCGGAAACCGUGGAUUCCAAGUUGACCUCUACGAAUCCAGAGAAGAUAUCCGUCUACAGGAGCAUGUGACGGGUCGCAGCAUCAACCUGGCGCUGUCCGUGCGCGGCCGUGCCGCCUUGGCGUUGGUGGGACUGGAGGAGGAAGUGAUCCAGCGGCACGCCAUCCCCAUGCACGGCCGCCUCAUUCACAACACGGACGGCACACGAAAGCCCAUCCCGUACGGCAGGAAGGGACAGAGUAUAUUCUCCGUGGGCCGCCGCUACUUGAACGAGGUCCUUCUUUCUGCUUGUGAAGCGAACCCCAACGUUCGGCUGCAUUUCCGGCACAAGCUGCAGUCGGCCGACCUGGACCAGGCGGAACUGAACUUCCGCGGCCCCGACGGCAAGGAUGUCCGCGUUCACCAUCGUGCGGUGUUCGGCUGCGACGGUGCCUACUCGGCGGUGAGGCGCCAGAUGCUCCGCCGUCCCAUGUUCAACUACUCGCAGACCUACAUUCCUCACGGCUACCUCGAGCUCUGCAUACCGCCAACAAAGGACGGACAGUUUGCCAUGGAGGUGAACUACCUGCACAUCUGGCCCCGUGGCGAGUUCAUGCUGAUCGCACUGCCCAACCAGGACAAGACGUACACGGCGACGCUGUUCAUGCCUUUCGCCGUGUUCGACGGACUCACCGACCGACACAAGCUGCUGAGCUUCUUCGACAAGUACUUCCCGGACGCCGUGCCUCUCAUUGGACAGGACCACCUGGUCAAGAGCUUCUUUGCUGUGAAGGCAUCGCCUAUGGUCAUGGUCAAGUGCAAGCCAUACAACGUCUCCGACAAAUCCUUGAUCCUUGGGGACGCGGCGCACGCCAUGGUUCCCUUCUACGGCCAGGGGAUGAACGCGGGAUUCGAGGACUGUUGUCUUCUUAAUGAACUUCUGGAUGCCCACGGCCACAACUUGAGCGCCAUCUUUGACGAAUUCUCCGAGACGAGGAAUCCGGACGUGGAGGCUAUGUGUGACCUGGCUCUUUACAACUACGUCGAGAUGCGCCACCUGGUGAACUCAACUUCGUUCCUGAUACGUAAGAAGUUCGACCUCUUCCUGAACACCAUCCUGCCGAACUUCUGGAUACCACUCUACACUACGGUUACAUUUUCAAGGAUUAGGUAUCACGAAUGCGUCAAGAACAGAGCGUGGCAAGACAAGGUACUGUCUCGCAUCAUGAACGGCACCUUGGUGAGCGUCGUUGUCGCAGGGCUGGCGGUCGGCUUCAAGUGGAUUCAGAUGUACGGCUUCAAGUGGAUUCAGGUGUACGGCUUCAAGUGGCUUCAGAUGUAAUCACGUCAACUUGUCAAACGCUCGACUUCGUCACAACGGAGACCUGCGCAAAGGGACUUGCAUUGCUCAAUCGAUACCUUAGUCUGAGCUAGUUGGUUUGUUACUAUAAGGACACUGUUAUAACGAAUACUUGCAUGCCGUGAAAGAAGAAGAAAAAACGUUGCAGAGGAUUCCUGAGCAUAUAUAUACCCGCUGUGUGGUCGUGGGUAUAGCGCUUGAGUGCUGCCUGAAGGUCGCGGGAUCGAAUUCCGGCCGCGGCGGCCGCAUUUCGAUGGAGGCGAAAUGCUAGAGGCCCGUGUACUUAGAUUUGGAUGCACGUUACAGAACGUCCAGAGUCGUCCACUAUGGCACCUCUCAUAAUCAUAUCGUGGUUUUGGAACGUAAAACCCCAACAAUCGUUGUUAAGCUUGAUUUGUAAGAUAUAAAAAAAAUGCGUCUCGUGAAGAGUUGACGCUUAUGUAAGCCACAGAAAUGACGCAAAAUCGAAAAGACAAGGCGAGGCGAGGCAGUAUUGUAGUAUACCCACAUUGUAAGCACAGUGUAUGUGACGUCCUUGAUUUUGUGGACACCUGCAGGUACGGCUACUUAAUUGUUUGCCAGUUAUGGAAGGAUUUUUGAGGAACUGAAGACUCAAUUAACUUUAAGUUCUUGCCCUCGCAAAAGUAGCAGAAAUGCGAGAAGCAAGACCCGUGAUAUAUGUUGCUGACGUACUGCUCGGGCGCGGUUCUCUAGAAGAAAAACUGUGCAUUUUACACGCUGGUAGAUUGCCCUAUAUUUUCGCCAAAUAAAGGCAUAUUGAAUUUUCAAAGCA